CCAACUCACACUUCCGCUACUGCGUGUUAAAAAAAAAAGAGAAAAAAGAAAAGAAAAGUUCCCUGAAAUCUGGGAGAAGUUUGUCUUUGCAGUAACUCAAACACGCCACGUUUUGGUGACACAGUUAGUCAAAUUUACGAAGCUCGGAAGACACAAACAGGGUAGGUUCGCGUUAUAUUUAAAAACCGAAACAUGUCGAUGGGAGCCUCGUACAACGACCAAGGAGGAGCGGAGGCAGCGGUGGAAGCGGGGCAGGAGACCACCCCGACCUCCUCCGGCACCGGGGGAGCUGCCUUCGGGCUUUUCAGCGCCGACUUUAAAAAGAAUGAAGACCUUAAAGAGAUGCUGGAGAGCAACAAGGAGUCGCUCAAACUGGAGGCCAUGAAGAGGGUCGUGGGGCUCAUCGCCAAAGGGAAGAACGCCUCCGAGCUGUUUCCUGCCGUCGUGAAGAACGUGGCCAACAAGAACAUCGAGCUUAAGAAGCUGGUGUACGUGUACCUGGUGAGGUACGCAGAGGAGCAGCAGGACCUGGCUUUGCUCUCGAUCAGCACCUUCCAACGGGCCCUGAAGGACCCGAACCAGUUCAUCCGAGCUAGUGCGCUGAGGGUUUUGUCCAGCAUCCGCGUCCCCAUCAUCGUCCCCAUCAUGAUGUUGGCCAUCAAGGAGGCGGCGGCCGACCUGUCCCCGUACGUCAGGAAGACGUCCGCCCAUGCCAUCCAGAAGCUCUACAGCCUGGAUCCAGACCAGAAGGAGCAGCUGAUCGAAGUGAUCGAGAAACUACUGAAAGACAAAAGCACACUGGUGGCCGGCAGCGUGGUGAUGGCCUUCGAGGAGGUUUGCCCCGACCGCAUCGAUCUGAUCCACAAGAACUACAGGAAGCUGUGCAACCUGCUGGUGGACGUGGAGGAGUGGGGCCAGGUGGUCAUCAUCUCCAUGCUGACGCGCUACGCCAGGACGCAGUUCACCAGCCCCUGGAAGGAGGGGGCCAUGUUGGACGAGAACAACGAGACGGCGUUCUACGACUCCGACUCGGAGGAGAAGCGAGGGGACCAGGCGGAGGCGAAGCCCUACGUCAUGGACCCAGAUCACAGGCUGCUGCUGAGAAACACCAAACCCCUGCUCCAGAGCAGGAACACUGCUGUCGUGAUGUCUGUCGCUCAGCUUUACUGGCAUCUGGCCCCCAAACACGAAGUCAGCAUCGUCACCAAAUCACUUGUUCGGCUACUGAGAAGCCACAGAGAGGUGCAGUACGUUGUGCUCCAGAACAUCGCCACCAUGUCCAUUCAGAGGAAGGGGAUGUUUGAGCCCUUCAUGAAGAGUUUCUACGUGAGAUCCACAGACGCUACACAUAUCAAAACACUGAAGUUGGAGAUUCUGACCAAUCUUGCCAAUGAAGCCAACAUCUCCACCAUUCUGAGGGAGUUUCAGACCUAUGUGAAGAGUCAGGACAAGGCGUUUGCAGCAGCCACCAUUCAGGCCAUCGGCAGAUGUGCCACCAACAUCUCAGAAGUUACAGACACCUGCCUCAAUGGACUGGUGCUGCUGCUUUCCAACAGAGACGAGACCGUCGUGGCCGAGAGCGUUGUCGUCAUCAAGAAGCUGCUUCAGACUCAGCCCACCCAGCACAGCGAGAUCAUCAAACACAUGGCCAAGCUCUUCGACAACAUCACCGUUCCCAUGGCCCGCGCCAGCAUCCUGUGGCUGAUGGGCGAGUACUGCGAGAGGGUGCCAAAGAUCGCACCUGAUGUCCUCCGUAAGAUGGCGAAGACUUUCACCGCCGAGGAGGACAUCGUGAAGCUGCAGAUCGUCAACCUGGCGGCCAAGCUCUACCUGACCAACUCUAAACAGACCAAGCUGCUGACCCAGUACAUCCUGAACCUCGGUAAAUACGACCAGAGCUACGACAUCAGAGACCGGACGCGCUUCAUCAGGCAGCUGAUCGUUCCCAACGAGAAGAGCGGCGCCCUCAACAAGUACGCUCGCCGCAUCCUACUGGCCCCUAAGCCGGCGCCGGUGCUCGAAUCCACCUUCAAAGAUCGAGACCGUUUCCAGCUGGGAACUCUGUCCCACAGUCUCAACAUUAAAGCCACGGGGUACCUGGAGCUCUCAGACUGGCCGGAUGUAGCUCCCGACCAGUCUGUGAGGAACGUGGAGGUGAUUGAACCGGUGAAGGAGUGGGCACCGUCAGUCGGGAAGAGCAAACAGUCCAAGUCCAAGUCUGACAAGUUCUACUCAGAUGAUGAAGAUGAGAAAGAGGAGGAGGAGGAGGAGGAGGAAGCGUCUGACAGCGGAGGAAGUGAAGACAGCAGCAGCAGCAGCAGCAGCGGAAGUGAAGAGUCGGGCAGCGACAGCGAGGAGGGAAGCAGCGAAGAGUCGGAGAAGACCUCCAGCGAUUCUGGGAAGAGUUCCAGCGGAUCCGAGAAGAGCUCCAGUGAGUCCGAACGAGAACGAAAGCAGAAACAGAAGAAGAAGAAGAAGACGACGACGACGACCAAGAAGGCGCCGCCGAUGAAAAUCAAGCCGGCUGCUGCUGACAGUGACUCGGAUGAAAACGGUAACGGGCCCGUGGAGGCGGCCAGCAGCUCGUCGCCGGAAACCUCCUCCGGUUCAGAGUCGGACUCCGAGGACGACUCGGAGUCGGACCCCCCCACGCCGCCACCAACGAAGAAGACGGCUGCAAAGCCCAAAACCAAGGUGGCGGUGAACUCCAAGAAGGAAGUGUCUUUAUUGGAUUUGGACGACUUUUCUCCCGCACCCACAAACGCACCAAAGCCCUCGGUCUACUCUCCCAGCCUCUUGUCCGACCUCGAAGGCCUCUCUCUGUCCGGCGUCUCGUCCGCCAUGCAGGUUACGACUCCGGCGUUCGGGCCGGUGAAAACCUACGAGCUGCUGCACCACAUGACGGGGAAAGGCCUCUCGGCUAAGUACCACUUCCCCAGGCAGCCGUGCUUGUACCGGCCCAGCAUGGUGGCGGUUCAGGUCAUGCUGGCCAACGGCUCGGACCACGGCCUGGAGGAGAUCCACGUGGGGGACCGGAACCCGGCGGGCCUCGACAUCCACUGCUUCAACACCAUCGAGCGCUUGGAUCCGGGGGCCUCGGUGACGGUUUCCAUGGGCAUCGACUUCAGCGACUCGACACAAGCAGCCAACUUCCAGCUGUGCACCAAAGAAGACCAGUUCAGUGUCUCCAUCCAGCCGGCUGUAGGGGAACUGUUAAUGCCCAGCACCAUGACGGAGCCCGACUUCUGCCAGGAGCAGAAAAAGCUCCAGGGUAUGAACGAGACCUCGGCAACCGUCACCGUGGCAACGGCCAACGCCUCCAGCCAGGCCAUCAGGAAGCAGGUCCUGUCCGUGGCCAACGUCGGCGUGGUGACGUCCAGCCAGAACAGCGUCAACAGGUUUGCAGGGCGGACGGUCAGCAGCGGGGCCCUGGUCCUGGUGUCUCUGGAGCUGAAGGAGUCCUGCACCGCGCUGCUCACCAUCAACACAGAGAAGACCGUCAUGGCGUCCAUGUUGCUCCGAGACCUCAAACAAGCCCUCGGCCAGGCGUAGACCCCCCCACCACCUCCACACACACACACACACACACACACACACACACUCCUCCAUCCCUAUUCUCAAUUUCCCUGUAGUCAAACAUAAAACAACACUCAAAAAUGAAGAUUUCUUGCUUUUUUUUUUGUUUUGUUUUGUUUUUAUUUCUGUGGUUUGGGACAUUUCUGGCAGUACUUGCGCACACGUGGCACUUUGAUCCACAAACCAGAAGCUGUGGCUCGAGAAUUAAACUGGAAACUAUUUUUUUUGUCUUUUUUUUUGUUUUGAAAGGACUGUCCUGAACCAUGGGAGUAACCUUGUGGAGUAAUUUCCAAUUUAAGACGCAUAUCAGAAGUUUAAAUAUUUCAAAAGAAAAAAAAAAGUAAAAGACUACCUGCUCCUUUAACUGGGCAGUAGUUAUUUAUAAUAAAUGAAAUGAUAACGAACCAAGAAGUGGAUGUUCAUUUUGGGAGAACGCGCACAUCGCUACAGUGUCGUCCUCUUCCUCCUCAAUAAACUUUUCUACACCAACCCGACAUUUACACUUCAGUCAGUUUAAGUGCCUUCUACAGAAAAACCGACCGGAUCAACAAGGAGUUUUUAUCUGUAUCUGUUUCUGACCAAUAAAAAAAGAAGAAAAAAAAAAA
Messenger RNA from Mugil cephalus (flathead mullet), 4181 nucleotides. It is a transcript of the gene ap3b1a, whose product is annotated as adaptor related protein complex 3 subunit beta 1a. NCBI's taxonomy places the organism in Eukaryota, Metazoa, Chordata, Actinopteri, Mugiliformes, Mugilidae. Gene Ontology annotation, biological process: intracellular protein transport; vesicle-mediated transport; anterograde synaptic vesicle transport. The record is from RefSeq and is a predicted model, not a curated record. The transcript has 27 exons. Gene Ontology annotation, cellular component: clathrin adaptor complex; AP-3 adaptor complex; membrane coat. Bases 193 to 3552 code for a protein of 1119 amino acids.